AUGAAUGAGCCUAUUGCUGUUGUGGGUUCCAGCUGUCGCUUUCCAGGCGGAGCAUCAUCUCCCUCAAAGCUCUGGCAACUUCUGAAGAACCCACGGGACGUACUUCGCGAUAUUCCCAAAGAUCGUCUGGGACUGGGAGCCUUCUACCACGAAGACGGCGAGCACCAUGGCUCCACCAAUGUCGUCCCCAAGGCGUAUUUGCUGGAGGAGGAUCCCCGACUGUUCGAUGGGCCAUUCUUUAACAUAAAUCCGAAAGAAGCGGACGCAAUGGACCCGCAGCAACGACUGCUUCUCGAAAGCGUCUACGAAUGCAUUGAGAGCGCUGGAUAUCCGCUCGACAAGCUUCAAGGCACUGCCACAUCGGUCUAUGUAGGCUGUAUGACGAACGACUAUCAUGACAUCCAGGGGAGGGACCUGGAAGUCGUCAAUCGCUACCACGGGACGGGCUCGACUCCCAGCAUACUUUCAAAUCGUAUCAGUUACUUUUUCGACUUUCGAGGUCCAUCUGUGACACUAGAUACGGCAUGCUCAUCUUCCCUCGCUGCCAUUCACUUUGCGGUGCAGUCUCUGCGCAAUGGCGAGUCGACGAGCUCGAUCAUCGGAGGCGUGAACUUGAUUUUUGACAGUGUCGCCUAUAUCUCCGAGUCGAAACUACACAUGCUUUCGCCCACAUCGCGGAGCUCCAUGUGGGAUGCCUCAGCCGAUGGUUAUGCCCGCGGCGAAGGAGUUUCGGCCUUGAUGCUCAAGACAUUGUCCCAGGCCCUGGCGGAUGGCGACCAUAUUGAGUGCAUCAUUCGCGAGACUGGCAUGAACUCCGAUGGCAGGACCACCGGCUUGACAAUGCCCAGUGGUGACGCGCAAGCUGCUCUUAUACGACAGACAUAUGCUCGUGCGGGCCUUGAUCUUCAAUCCAGAGACGAUCGGCCGCAGUAUUUUGAGGCACACGGUACUGGCACUUUGGCUGGGGAUCCCCAGGAAGCGCGUGGGAUAUAUAAUGCCUUCUUUGACACUGCCACGACUAAUCAUAAUACCGAACAAGAGACCCUCUUUUGCGGAUCCAUUAAGACGGUAGUGGGUCAUCUAGAGGGCUGCGCUGGUCUAGCAGGAUUUCUCAAAGCAUCUCUAGCAGUACAGCAUGGAGUGAUUCCUCCAAACCUGCUCUUCAAGAGCCUGAAUCCAGACAUUACGCCGUUCUACCACAAACUGCAAAUACCUACCGAGGCAAUUGCCUGGCCUGCAGGGGCAUCAACAAGACGCGCCAGUGUCAACAGCUUUGGUUUUGGUGGGACGAAUGUGCAUGCCAUCAUCGAGCAGUAUGUUCCCCCUCCGCCGACUACCGCCUCCAAGGAACAAAAAUCAUGUACCGAAGACUUCUUCGCGGGACCGCUCGUGUUAUCAGCAUCCACAGGACCUUCGCUCGCAGCGACCAUCGAUCGCUUGGCGGAUAUGCUCGAAGAAAAUGACCUUCAGUCCAGCAUCGAGGAACUUGCCUUCUUCACGCAAGCCCGUCGAACCACAUUCCAACAACGCAUCUCCUUUCCAGGGGGCUCUACAAGCGGACUGCGAGAAGCUUUGCGAGCUACGACUCGUUCGACAUCCGCCUCUGAGAUUGGCACGCGAGCUCCUGCGAAACUCAAGUGGCAUACGCCUGGCGUGCUUGGUAUCUUCACGGGCCAGGGCGCGCAGUGGGCCACCAUGGGACGCGACAUGGUGAAGCAAUGCCAUGUAUUUCGAGAAAGCAUUACAGCUUGCGAGGCUGCUCUCACAUCACUACCUGAUGCACCAACAUGGUCUCUCGUACACGAGCUUUUUCGAGAGCCAUCAGAUUCCCGACUCGGUGAAGCGGCACUCUCUCAGCCUCUCUGCACAGCUGUUCAGAUCGCUCUGGUCGACACUCUUGCUGCUGCUGGCAUAUCCUUUCGCGGUGUUGUGGGACACUCCUCUGGUGAGAUUGCUGCAACAUAUGCCGCUGGCCUCUUGUCCGCUCAGGAUGCCAUGCGUGUAGCAUAUUAUCGUGGUGUGCACGCUCAUCUGGCUCGGGGCGACACUGGGCAAUCAGGGGCCAUGUUGGCUGCAGGUCUUGGCAUCGAUGAUGCGGAGGUAUUCUGCAUGCCCUUCGCUGGUCGACUGAGUGUGGCGGCCAGCAACGCUCCAACCUCGACCACGCUCUCUGGUGACGAGGAUGCUGUCCUUCGUGCCAAGAGCCUGCUGGAGGAGCAAGGAACAUUCGCGAGGCUGUUAAAAGUUGACACAGCUUAUCACUCACCUCACAUGCUGCCUUGCGCCAAGCCAUAUCUCGAAUCGUUGCAAGCAUGCAAGAUUCAAGUUCGCCCCCAAAAUGAUGAAUGCAUCUGGAUUUCGUCAGUCUACGGCCAUGCUGAGCUACUAGAAGAUCCAGAAGAUCUUAUGGCACUGGCCGACGAGUACUGGGUAGCCAAUAUGUGCCAGCCGGUCUUGUUCUCUGAGGCUGUGGAGUGCUCCUUGUAUCGAGCAGGGCCAUUCGAUCUCGCUGUCGAAGUCGGUGCUCACCCUGCUCUAAAGGGCCCAGCAUCACAGACCAUCAGUGCCGCAUUAGGUGUCAAUGCGGUACUUCCUUAUACACCCACUCUGCAGCGUGGCCACAAUGAUGUCGAGGCAUUCUCUGCAUCCCUCGGAUCGUUGUGGACCACCCUCGGCUCCUGGGUUGACUUCAAUGGCUGGAGAAGAGCUUAUCUUGGCCCUCAUUCAGGACCUGUUGUAGCGGUACAGAAAGGAAUGCCCACCUACAGCUGGUCACACGAGCAGAUUCAUUGGAAGGAGAGCCGUGUAUCCAGUCGAUAUCGAUUAGCAGAACGAGCGCCACACGAGCUGCUGGGCAGACGUGCAGCUGACGACUCCGACACCGAGAUGCGCUGGAAGAACAUCAUGAAGGUCAACGAGUUACCGUGGACACAAGGCCACGUCUUCCAGCGAGCAAUCCUCUUCCCUACCAUCGGCUAUGUUGCUAUGGCUAUCGAAGCAGCUGCUGAGAUUGUUGGUGGCGUUCAUCGACUCAAAUUAGUCGAGAUUCGCGACCUGACCAUUCCACGUGCGUUGGUACUUGAAGACAACCACAGUGGGGUGGAGACUGUCUUCUCUGUGCGGCGACUUCCAACGAGCAACGAUGCCAUCAUCGAUGCAGAAUUCGUGUGCCACUCUAGCGUCAACAACACUUUGGAGAAGAAUUGUGGUGGACGCUUGAUCAUCGAAACUCUCUCCGAAGAGAACAAAGACGACGACCAAGUCCCUCUACUACCAGCGCGAUGUCCUCCGCGCUCUGGUACCACUCUGAUUGAAGGCGAAGCCUACUACCAAGCGAUUUUGAAGACUACUGGGCUCGACUAUACAGGGCUUUUCAGGGGCAUGAAACAGGUCCGCCGAACCUUGGGAUUCUCCACUGCUCAGGCGUCCUGGACGGUCGAAGAGGUCGGAAACAAAUACCUGCUCCAUCCUGGGCUGCUGGAUGUCGCAUUGCAAGCGAUUCUUGCAGCAUUCGUCAAUCCUUGUCGCAUCCCCAUUCGAGGGUCACUCUUACCAUCCGCUCUAUCUCGGCUGGUGUUCGAUCCUCAUGCCCAAUCCAUCUCUGACGAUGGCAAGGAAGUGGUCUUUGAGUCCGACUGUUUCUUGACAAACAAUACAGUCCGCUCAGUCGAAGGCGACAUUCACGUUUUCGGUCCAUCGGGCCAGUGCCUGUUGCAAGUUGAAGGCUUCCGAAUGGACAACUGGACAGAACCGAGUGCCUCAGAAGAUCGGCCUGUCUUCUCUCGUCUUGACUACCAGCCGGAUAUAUUCUAUACGGAUGGGAACAACCUGCCUGACCUCCAGCCUGAUGGUGCUGAGCUACAACUGAUCGAGGCCAUCAACAGGGCAUCGUUCUACUAUCUACGCAGUUUCUUCUCGACUGUCUCGGAGGAUCAGGUCGCUGGAUGGACGUGGGAUCGUCAAGCUUUCUACAAGGCUGUCAAGACUGUUAUCCAGAAGACUCUCGCGGGUACACAUCCGGUGACACAAAAGUCAUGGAUGAAUGACACAGCCGCGCUCAUGGAGAGCUACAAGCAGACAACCGCAUUCCAGGACCAAGCAGAUAUGAAGGCUCUCCAUGUUGCCGGAGAGCAUCUGGCCAAGGUGAUGGCAGGAGACGAGCGUCCUCUGGAAGUGUAUCUUCGGCACAACGUCUGGGCUCCAUUAUACUCACACGGUCGCUACCAAGUCCGCCUAAACCGCACCAUCGCCGACCUUGUUCGGUCAUUUGCGCACCGAUAUCCACGAGCCAAGAUUAUGGAAGUCGGCGCAGGCAGUGCUGGUACUACAGUGAGCGUGUUGGAGCAGGUCGGCGACGCCAUCGGCCAAUAUACCUUCACAGACGUUUCCGCUGGCUUCUUCGAGAAAGCACGAGAGCGCUUAGCCCACACGACUGCGGCAGUAUCAGAUCGUGUUCAGUACAAGGUCUUGGACCUCGAGCGUGAUCCUCUCGAGCAGGGAUUUGAGGCAGAGUCUCAAGACGUGAUUAUAGCAGCAAAUGUUCUGCACGCUACUGCAGACUUGACCAAAGCCGUACAGAGCGUGCGCCGACUCCUGAAACCGGGAGGCUAUUUGUUCAUGCUGGAGGUGACAGGAGAGUAUCUCGAAGGACUGUUGCUCAUGGGUCCGCUGGAAGGCUGGUGGCUGGCCAACCGCGAAGGCAAGACGAGUCAGCCUGGAUUAACACUCCAAGGGUGGGAUGAGAUGUUCCAAAACACUGGAUUCACUGGCGUCGAGAAGUACCAGAGUGAUGUGCCCGAUCCAAACAUGCAAGCGGUGUCUGUCGUCGUAACGCAAGCCACAGACGCCCGGAUUGACACCCUCCGCUCUCCUCUCGAUUUCCUCGACGACGUGCCUGUCAGUGAUCAAGUGCUGAUCAUUGGUGGAGAGUCAUUGGCCAUGUCCAAGACCGUACGUGCCAUUUCGCAGCAUGUCGGGCGGUUUGCUGCUCGCGUUCAAGUUGUUCAUAGCGUCGACAAGAUCGAUCCUGAUGUUCAUCUGGGCUCGCCUACAGCAGUCAUCGCGUUGUGCGAUCUAGAGCGUCCGUUCUUCGCGCUUCCUGUCACUGAGGCUCGUCUGAAGAAGCUCCAGGCUCUAUUCUCUCAUGCCACAGAUGUGCUAUGGGUGACCACGGGACAUCUGGACGAUCAAGAUCCUUCCGCAGCCAUGAUGAUCGGCCUUUGCAGAACGAUGGUCAUCGAGAUUGAGCAACUGAAUCUCCAAUUCUUGAACACCAACAACAAGAGAGUCGAUCCUCGCUUCGUGGUCGAGGCCUUUGUCCGCCUCAAGGUGGGCUCCUCGGAUGCUUUUGCAGCCACGCCAGUCCUGUGGUCGAAUGAACCGGAGUUGACACUCUCGUCCAACGGCGAAAUCCUGAUUCCACGUCUCAAGCCAGAUACUGAGCGGAACAACAGACUCAAUUCAGCUGCUCGACACAUCACCAAAGCUGUCGACUCUACGGAGCUCGCCAGUAACGAGUACACGGUCGUGCCACAGGGUGAUCACAUCUACAUCGAGGAAGACUCGCCAUGGUUGCACACUGGCAAGCAUGAUGGAUCGAAGCUCCUCGACGCCAUCACUGUUCGAACCACUCUUUCGGUCACUCUACCGCAUUGCGCAUCGACAACCCUCAUAACUGGAUACGAUCAAGCCGCCAAACCUGUCCUUGCCCUGACCAACUCUCACUCGUCCAAGGCGUCCAUAUCUCCCGCCUCAGUACUGCCACUGGAGAGCAACACACCCUUCACUGCGCAGCAACUUCGAGCCUACGCACACCUGAUCGUGGCCAAGCAGAUUCUUGCCGCUGUCCCAUCGGAGAUCUCUUCACGACGCUCCAAGACUGUCAUUCAUGGUGCUUCUACUGCUGUAGCCAACGCCAUCAAAUCUCUUGCCGGAGGGGAUUCCACCAUACUGUUCACACAUUCUACUGCAGGAUCAGACCUGAGUGGCAUCCAACUGCACGCCCGAUCAUCCAAUUACAUCUUGCAACGCUCGCUCCCCGCUGGAGUCGGGUUCGUGGUGGCUCUCACCAAGGACGACGCCGUAGCGGACAAGUUAUUGUCUAUCUAUGCGGGCAGCAGGCUGGAUCUGGACGCAUCGCUCUUUGGAAACAGAACAGUGUUGCAGAACUUCACCGUUGAUGUGGGAGCUUUCGACAAUACGAACAGCGUUGGUGAUGAGCCAACUAUACCUGCAUUCAUGUUGCCCACCUUGUCAGCAUCUGCGCUCAGCUUCCCCUCUGUGGUCGACUGGUCAGGCAGUGCCGAACACCCAUUACAAGUCAGUGUGAAGCCCAUCGACGGAAGCGGACUCUUCUCCCCUGAUAAAUCAUACCUGAUGGUCAGCUUGGUAUCCACGCUGGGCAGAUCGAUCUGCAGAUGGAUGGUCGAGAACGGAGCACGCCACAUUGCCUUGGCCAGUCGCAGCGCCAAAGUAGACCCGCAGUGGUUGGACGAGAUGGCUCACUUGGGCGCUGACAUUCGGGUGUAUCGAAUGGACGUUUCGGACAAAGCAUCUGUACAAAGCACUGUUGCCAUGAUGCGCGCGGAGAUGCCACCCAUUGCUGGAGUCGCCAACGCUGCUCUUGUGCUUCGAGAUCGGCGCUUCCUCGAUAUGGAUACUGCAGAUAUGACCGAAGUGCUCGCGCCCAAGGUCGACGGAUCGUGGAAUCUGCAUGAGGAGUUCAACGAUACCUCGCUGGACUUUUUCGUCUUGUUCUCCACUCUCUCCUGUGUCAUUGGCAAUGCAGGUCAGUCCAACUACGAUGCUGCUUCACUCUACCAGGUCAUGCUGGCGAAGCAGCGCCGUCAACAAGGCCUUCCUGCAUCAGUCAUGGAAGUCGGAUGCGUCGCAGACGUGGGAUAUGUUGCGGAGCGUGGUCAAUCACUCUUUGACAAGCUCGCACGGACGAUGAAACUCCCUCUCUCCGAGUCGGAUGUGCAUCAGGUGUUUGCGGAAGCUGUAGCAGCCAGUCCAGUCCGAGAAGGCGAAGUUGUAGACUCUACUACUGCAGAAAUUGUCAGUGGCAUGGGCUACUACACCUACAACGCUCGCACGCCAAGUGAAGCCCAUCCUCCGUGGUUCAACAACCUUCUCGCCUCGCAUUAUGUGAGAGAAGAAGCAGGAACAAGUGCAGUGUCAGGAGGCACUGGCGCCGACGAUCUAUCCGUCGCCACACGACUCGACGCAACCAACACUGAAGAAUCGGCAGCGGCUGCGCUCACGCAGGCUCUAGCCGGCAGAGUAGAAACCAUGCUGCAAAUGAGCGCCAACAGCUUCAAAGCCGACGCAUCUCUCCUCGACGUGGGAAUUGACAGUUUGCUCGCCGUGGAACUCCGAACAUGGUUCCUCAAAGAAAUCCACGUCGACGUGCCCGUACUCAAAAUCCUCAGCGGAGACAGUGGUGAAGCCAUAUGUGCAUUUGCUGCCAGUCAGUAUCUGGCCGAGAAGAACAAGACUGCAGGAGGAGGAGGGGGAACAACACCACCACCGCUGCCAUCUGGAGCGCUCAGUCAAGAUAUGAUGGCCACAUCAUCAGACUCGGACAUGGCAGCAGAAGAUGCGAGCAACUCGUCCGAUAUCGAUACUCCUGGUUCCAGCGAUGUGGAAGAUUCUGCUUUGGCCACGAGCAUCAGCAGUAUGGGAGCCGAAACCAACCACGGCCACGAGGCAGAGGCAGAAGUAGAGGCCGAAGCAGCGGCAGAAGAAAAAGAUGAAAAGGAUGAAAGGGGAGAAGAUGAAAAUCUUUCACCGCCGGCAACGCUUCGAGCAAUUGCACCCAUGACGCACGCACAGGCAAGACUCUGGACAUCCGACCACAUCUCUUCCUCCAAUUCUACCACUACUACAACCACUACUACCCCGCAAAACAACAACAAUCUCCUCCAAUACCAUGUCCAAGGAUUCAUCCACAUCCCUCGCCUCCGCCGGGCCAUCGAGACCGUAAUCGCGCACCACGAAGGUUUACACACAUGUUUCUUCCACGACGCAACGACAAAUUCGCCUCGACAAGGCCUUCUUGACUCUUCUUCUUCUUCCACGGGCAAAAAGAGUCCAAUCGAAUAUUUCAAACAUAUUCCCUUCACUGCCAACAAUGAAAAAGACAGCAACAACGACAAAGAAACUCUCCUCAAAACCAUCCAAACCUCCCUCCUGACGCGAAACUGGCGUCUUCACAUGGGAGAAAUUCUCUCCGUCGUAUUACUCUCUCAUUCUCACGAGACGCAUACAUUGUUGAUAGGAUAUCACCAUAUCGGCAUGGAUGGGUCUGCUUGGAGAAUAUUUUUUCGGGAUUUGAAUUUGGCUUAUCGAGGGGUUGUUUUACCUCCUUCUUCUUCUUUGGGAGGAGAGAAGGGGAAUAGGAGGAGUUUAAUCGAGGUUGCGAGAAUGGAACAGCAACAACAGGAAGAGGAAGAAAAUACUACUACUACAACUACGACAACGACAACGACAACGACAAUGACAAUGUCAAUGUCCAGUAGUAGUAAGAGUAAGAACUACUGGAAAACCCUCCUCUCACCACCCCCCUCUCCCUUUCCCCUCUUGGAAAUCUCCUCGGUCAAAACACGACCCAUGAUGGAGAAUUUCACGAAUAAUAUUUGUCUUGUGGAACUGGAUGCAGAAAUUGUCCAAGGUGUGAAUUCUUGCAGUCGAUCUCUGGGAGUUACAGCUGUGAAUUUUUAUUUGGCGGGAGUACAAUUUCUCUUGUCGAGAUUUUUGAGUUUGAGUACGACGAGUACUGGAUGUGGAAGCACUACCACCACGGAAAAAGAAGAGGAAAAAGAAGAAGAAGAAGAAGAAAAAGAAGAUUUCUGCAUCGGCAUCACCGACUCCGGACGAGAUUCCUCCACAGCAGAAACAAUAGGAUUUUUCCUCAAUUUGCUCCCAUUGCGACUUGGACGAACGCGAAAAAACCAAAUCAAAUCCUUUGGCCAAUUAGUCCGGCACGUCAACACCGUCUACCGCGCAGCACGAGAACAUUCCCACAUUCCCUUCAACACCAUUCUCGAACAAGUCGGAGGAAUCACGCGCGAUCCCACAUGUCCACCCCUCUUCCAAAUCGGCUUCGACAUCCGCCCGGGCGGACAAUCUGCCAAACUGCCCCUGGGGGAAAAUACGCAAAUGACGAUUCAAGAGACGCACGAUUCUACUUUACCUUACGAUUUGGCGUUUUGCGUGACUCCGAUGCCUGUAUCAUCCGGACCGUCGUUUGUGCAAGUCGUGGCGCGACAGGAUUUGUAUUCUCGCGAGGCGACGGAGUUGUUGGCGCAGAUGUAUGUUGCUGUGAUUACAAAUGUGGUGCGGUCGUCGGCGGCGGCGGCGGCGGGGGGCGUCCUGGAGACGCCGUUGGAAGGGUUGAGCAUUUAUCCUCCUGCGGGUAUGCAACGGGCUUUGGAGUUUGGGGCGCCGAGGGAGAAGGUGUUUGAGGAGUGGCCGGAGACGAUUACGGGACGAGUGGAUGAGAUAUCUCGACAUCGUUCAACGACGGUUGCCAUGAAGGAUGUCUCGGGGUCAAUGACCUAUGCAGAGCUAUCAACCGCUGUGACUACAUUGUCAGGGCGUCUGCUUCCCUACCGAGGUCAACGGAUCGCCGUCCUUGUAGAGCCUCAGAGAGAGUGGGUGAUUGGCAUGCUCUCCAUUCUCAGGGCGGGCGCGACAUUCAUCUCGCUCGAUGCGACUCUGCCUCCUGCACGACUCGGAGGCAUCAUUCGGGCAUGUGAGCCAAGCGUUAUCCUCGCUCAUGCUGCAACUACAGCUUUAUCCUCGCAAGUGCUCCUCGAAUCGGGACCAAGUGCACAACCAUCGGUCAUGUUCUUCGAAGACACUCAGGAGGGCGACGAAGAUGUGGGGAAUUUCGAAGACCCAAGCAGAGCAUCGUUUAUCAUUUGUACCAGUGGAACCAGCACAGGUGUUCCCAAAGCCAUUCUGCUGUCUUCCCGCGGCUUUCUCAACAACCUCGCCAACCGGAAAGGAUUGCAUGAUAUCCACGCCGACGAAGUCAUCUUGCAGAAAAGCGGACUAGGCUUCGAUAUGGCCAUCGCAGAGACGCUGAUGGCGAUCACGCACGGAGGCACUCUGGUCAUCGCUCCUCAAGCCAGUCGUGGCGAUCCCGUGGCCAUGACCGACUUGAUGGUCCAGGAACAAGUGACGAUGACUUUUGCGUGUCCGACCGAGUACCUCAUGUGGAUCCGUCAUUGCAGCGAUACACUUUCCAGGCUCACUCGCUGGCGGCUGGCCGAGUGUGGUGGGGAGAAACUCCCCAAAGCAUUGCGGAGAGCGCUACAGACACUUCGCUGCCAUCCCAUCCCAUUGCUGAUGGAUGCAUAUGGACCGGCCGAGGUGACCAUCUGCGCAACUCUGCAAUGCAAUGAAGAGGAAGCGUACAGCAUAGAUGACGAUGAUGAUGGUCUGACUGCAGGUUCAUCUUCCGUCGGUCGACCUCUUGCCAAUGUGGGAAUCUUCAUCGUCGAUUCUCGUGGUCGCCUGUGCCCACCAGGUAUUCCAGGGGAAAUUUGCAUCACUGGAGUCGGCGUUGCCUUGGGAUAUGUUGAUGCAAAAGCCACUGCAAAGGCAUUUGUGGAGAACUUCACCAUUGAUCGUGAUGAUGGCACCACCCUUUCCAUGGGAAGAAUGUACAAGACGGGAGACCGAGGCGUCUGGCGAGCGGAUGGCACACUAGGCUAUCUGAGCCGAAUGAGCACGGACACGAUGGUCAAGAUCCGUGGUCAGCGCGUCGAUAUGAGUGAUGUGGAAACGGCCAUUCUCUCUGAAGCAUCGGAUCUCGUCUCCGAGGCUGUCGUCACACAUCAUGAGGAAGAGGAGGACGCGUUCCUCGUCGCGCACGUGGUACUCAGUGGUACCACCUCCAGUGGUGGUCGAGAAGACAUCGCCGCCGCCGUCGAUCUUCCCCCAAAAGAUGACCUACAACUGGAGCAGCUGAUGCAGAAUCUAGCGCUUCCGCGAUACAUGAAGCCAGCACGCGUGAAUCUCCUGGAGAAGCUACCUCUAACUGCCAAUGGGAAAGUCGACCGUCACGCAUUGGCUCGUAAUCCUCUCCCUCCCAGACAACAAAAGAAGAUUGAACAACAGCGUCAUGACCAGGCGAGCAGCAUCACUACCCUGAAAGAAGUAGAGCUGCAUCUCCUGUGGCAGCGCGUGCUGCGUCGCGUCGAUAUCCCGCGGCAUCGAGACGUCGACUUUUGGGCCAUGGGAGGCUCGUCUCUGCAUAUGGUCAAGCUACAGGCCGCCGUUCGUACAGACAUGUUAGUUCAACUCUCGAUUCGGGACAUGUUCAUGCACAGCACAUUGGGGAGCAUGAGUGACUUGAUCAGCAAUCGCACAGCGCCGACAAGUGCUUCUAUCAAUUGGGACCAGGAGACGGAAGUCCCGUCCGCUUUAUGCUUGAGUCUGGCCUCGGCACCCGCGAGCCAGCCGCUCUCAUCGCUCUCAGGAGGAGGAGGAGGAGGAGGAGGAGGAGGAGAAGUUCUGAUGACCGGUGCAGACGGGUUCCUGGGCAGGCAUAUCCUCUUCGCCCUCCUUCGCAACCCUUCCAUUCGGCGGGUGCAUUGCCUUGGCGUAUCCUCAUCCGCUUUUGCGAACACUUGUCCUGGUGCAGUAGACGACUCUUCACGCCUCACCUUCUACGAAGAGAGCAGUCUCCAGCAACAAAACUUCGGCCUGACGGAAGAGACCAUCACCACACUCAUGGACACAGUCGACGGCAUCAUCAUCGCCGGCGCUCAUGGGCAUUGCCUCAACAACUAUCUCUCCUUGCGCCGAGCAAACGUGACUAGCACCAAGACGCUGGCAGCGUGGGCAGCUCGCCGCCGAAUCCCGCUCCAUUUCAUCUCAUCCAAUCGCGUCACGCUGCUGCAAUCGGCAACGACAGCACUCCCACCAGUCAGUCUCCACCACUUUCCACCCCACAGAGAUGGCUCCGAAGGCUUCACAGCAUCCAAAUGGGUCGGUGAAGUCUUCCUCGAGCGUCUCGCGGCGGCAGCGGCAAAAGGUGGAGGAUCGGCAGGGACGGGAAGAUGUUUUCCCAUCACGAUCCAUCGACCAUGCGCAGUCAUUGGCAGCGAAGCUCCCUCUGAAGACUCUCUGAAUGCAAUAUUGAAAUUCUCGAGGGUGCUGCAGGCGGUGCCGAAGCUGUCGAGUCUUCCGGUGAAGGGAUAUUUUGAUUUUGCUCGUGUGGAAGAUGUCGCUGCAGAGAUUGCGGGAGUGGUGAUGCAGCAGCAGCAGCAGCAAGCGGAGAAUUCGGGAGCGGGAGUGCAGAUUCGGCAUCAUAGUAGUGGGGUGCAGGUGCCGCCGAGCGAAUUCCGGGCGUAUAUGGAAAAGGUUCAUGGCGGCGGCGGCGGCGGGGAGUUUGGUGAGGUCGAACUGGAGGAGUGGAUAGAAAAGGCGUUGUUGGUGGGACUGGAGCCGAUGAUUGCCGUGUACUUGCGGGCGGUGGUGGAGAGUGGGAGAGAUAUUGUGUUUCCGUAUAUGGGAGAGCCAUUGCCUGUGUGUGCAGUGUAG
Messenger RNA from Sphaerulina musiva SO2202, 12555 nucleotides. RefSeq lists its product as uncharacterized. Lineage: Eukaryota; Fungi; Ascomycota; Dothideomycetes; Mycosphaerellales; Mycosphaerellaceae. Gene Ontology annotation, biological process: fatty acid biosynthetic process; secondary metabolite biosynthetic process. Bases 1 to 12555 code for a protein of 4184 amino acids. The record is from RefSeq and is a predicted model, not a curated record. The transcript has 4 exons. Gene Ontology annotation, molecular function: 3-oxoacyl-[acyl-carrier-protein] synthase activity; phosphopantetheine binding; fatty acid synthase activity.